UCCCUCACAACCCAUUGGCUGAUUUAACACUAAAAAAGCCAAUCCUUACUGUAGGCUGUACUCACCUUUUGUUUCUAAUUAGCCUCUUGUUGCUUUAGAGUUUACAGUACUGUCAGAGAGGAGGCCGCAUUUUCAGGAACCUGUCAGCUUAAACUGUUUGAGUAUUUUUUUUUUUUUUUUUUUUUGAGAUUGUGUUUCUUUAAUUUGGAUGUUUCUAUUUUUCACCAUGAGUGUGAAGAACAGAAAAUUCUCCCUGGACAGCUCUAUCCCUCUGGACAGUGUCAUUGGCGCUCGAAGAAGCAGCUGCAAGUUUGGUAAUAAGAAAUUCUGCCAGACUCAGAGCCUGGAUGAUGCCCGACAGCAGAUCCAGGAGCUCAGUCAGAGCCUCAGCACAAACAUGUCCAUCAGGGAACAGACAAUAAUGGAGGAGAGUAUCGAUCGAUCAGAUGGACUUGUCACCAAUAACAGCUUUCUGAAGCACAACAAAACCUUCCACAAACUGUUCCAAGAGCUUCCUGAGGGGGAGAACCUGACACAUACAUUCACCUGUUCCUUGCAGAAGGAGGGGCUGUAUCAUGGGAAACUCUUUGUAUCUGAGAACUAUGUGUGUUUCUACUCAUCUGUGCUGCUCAAAGACACAAAGGUGGUUAUUCCUGUGUCCAGUGUACGACAUGUGAAAAAACAGAACUCUGCCUUGUCAAUGCUGUCGAUCCAAACUGCAGAUGGAGAGAAGUACUCAUUUGUCUCUCUACGAAACCGUGGGAUGUGUUACAAACUCCUCCAAACCGUCUGCUCCAUUGCACCGGGUGAGAGUGCGAAUAAUAGCCCUCACAUGUCCUCGGCAGAGAAUGAGGCAGAUCUAGAUAUGAUCUCCAGUAACUCCAGUGUGGAAGACAGCAUAUAUUGUAAACCGAGCAGACAGAACAGCUCUGAUUUUGACAACGGCUUUCCUCAGUUUUCCAGUGAAGCUCCUUCAAUACAGAGCUCCACCCGUCAAAACAGCUUAGUAGAUGAAGAUAACAAAGAUUGGAUUUGGAGGAUCGCCGACAGGGUUACACCGUUUUUUUCCCUCAGAGAAAUCAGGAAUCUCAGCGUUCUCUUCUACAUCUAUUUGAUGUUAUUGGUGUUGCUCCUGUUGGCAUCUGGAUACAUCGGUCUGAGGAUCAUAGCACUGGAGGAGCAGCUGAACUCUCUGGGAGCCCUGACUGAGCUGACCUUUCACCACAGAGAGUACCAAGAAACAUAGCCAGUGGCAGCAAACCGUGAACAAACAGAUCCUUUUACGACCUUAUGUAAUGUAGGACUGUGCUAAGAUCUGUACAUCGAUGUCUGUAUAGUCUCCCAAAAGCAUCUUAACACUGAUCCUUGUCCAUUUGAUAUACAGCACAUAUACAGCUCUGGAAAAAAACAUAAGAGACCACUGCAAAAUGAUCACUUUGUCUGAUUUUACUAUUUAUAGGUAUGUGUUUCUGUAAAAUGAACAUUUUUGUUUUAUUCUCUAAACUACUGAAAACAUUUCUCCCAAAUUCCAAAAAAAAAUAUUGUUAUUUAAAGCAUGUAUUUGCAGAACAUGACAUAUGGUCAAAAUAACAUAAAGAUGCAGACCUGAAACAAUGCAAAGAAAAGCCGUUCAUAUUCAUUUCCAAACAACACAAUACUAAUGUUGUAAAUUGGGAAAAGUUCAGACAUCAGUAUUUGGUGGAAUAACCCUGAUUUUCAAUGACAGCUUUUUCACAUGUCUUGGCUCUCCUCCAUUACUGUUGGAUGACUUUAUGCAGCUCCUGACAUAGAAAUUCAAGAAGAUCAGACAUGUUCCAUGGCUUGUGACCAUCCAUCUUCCUUUAGAAGUUUUCACAGUGCAUUCAGGUCUGGAGAUUGGGUUGGCCAUGACAGGGUCUUCAUCUGAUGGUCCGUCAUCCACACCUUUAUUGACCUAGCUGAGGCCAGGAGCAUUGUCCUGAUAGAAGAACCAGUCCUCAGAGUUUG
Molecule: messenger RNA, 1986 nt
Organism: Sphaeramia orbicularis (orbiculate cardinalfish)
Lineage: Eukaryota; Metazoa; Chordata; Actinopteri; Kurtiformes; Apogonidae
Product: GRAM domain-containing protein 2B-like
Exons: 13
Coding region: 209-1246 (345 amino acids)
Source: RefSeq, a predicted model, not a curated record